ACAUCCAUUAUUCAGACCCAAACUAUCCUGUAUGUGUCAUGCGGUUGCUCAUCAUUCAGCUUGUCCUCAAACGGUGACGCCGGACAUUGAGAAGCAUUUAAAGCCAUGGGCCUUUCCAGGAAGGUUUGGAUCAGACACGCAACAGGUGUUUGGUAUUGCAAGUUGUGUUGAUGCUUUGUUAUUGGAUUCCCAGUUUAUCUCUCCCUGGUUUUACAUGAUAUAGGCUCUACUCCGUACGUAUGGCGGAACAAUCCUUACAUCCUUCCCAUGACAUUGUCCGAAGCGGGUCUUGUCUCUGCGGCCAUGUUAAAUACCAGCUCACUGGCGAGCCAAGCAAUGCCUCACUCUGCCACUGUCUCAACUGCAAGAAAACUAGCGGUUCAGCAUUCUGGUGCACAGGGUGGUUUUCCAAGAAGCAAAUGACCCUCACAGCUUCCUCGCCCUCCGACCUUAAAACAUACGAAGAUAGGGAUACAGAGUCCGGAAGUCCGCUGUGGCGCAAAUUCUGCUCCAACUGCGGUUCUACACUAUUCGUUGAGUCACCGAGGGCAGACGAUGUCAUUGUAGUGGCACUUGGCUCGUUGGAUAAGGAUCAGAAACCCUGGAACACAACAAUCGAGGUAUAUGCGAAAGACGAUUAUGGCUGGGUGCCGCAGAAAGAAGGCGUCAAGGUUUUCCAAGGAAAGAUGGAAAGGAUUUGACCCAGAGAGGAGGGAGGUCAGAGUCGGAAGACCAAACUUCCACCUUGUAUAGAUAUAUUCAGAAUUAAUUUUAGCAAGUUCAAAUGAGC
Messenger RNA from Coccidioides immitis RS, 790 nucleotides. RefSeq lists its product as uncharacterized. The record is from RefSeq and is a predicted model, not a curated record. Gene Ontology annotation, molecular function: carbon-sulfur lyase activity. Lineage: Eukaryota; Fungi; Ascomycota; Eurotiomycetes; Onygenales; Onygenaceae. Bases 240 to 701 code for a protein of 153 amino acids. The transcript has 2 exons.